AUGUUCCCCACCUCCAUAUCAACUUCGACCACCGCCAUCCUCACCUCCUUGCUCAUAGGUGACCCCUCAACCAAUACCAACUCCGACGAUGAAGGCCUAACUAUCGACUAUUUGGAUAUCCCAAGAUUGCAAAAAGCUUUGGAAGCCAAAGAACACCUAUGGUUGUUCUUUAUUGCAGCCGACAAGCUAUGGAGAAAAGACUUGCACGGACGACACAAGAUCGUUGCAGCCCCCUCUAGCUGGAUCACAAUUCUCACUGCUGCCCACGACAAUGUUGCUCACAAGGGAUUCUACGCCAUGACCACCUUAAUCGCUGAACACUUCUGGGGGCCGCAUAUGUGGCAAGAUAUUUCCUGGUUUGUUCGAACCUGUCACCUUUGCCAGAUUUGCCAGACUCGCAACGUCCUUAUUCCCCCGACCGUCGCCACACCUGUACCACUCUUCGUGAAGAUGUAUAUGGAUACCAUGCACAUGCCAACCGCCAGCGGUUUCAAGUAUCUUGUUCAAGGCCACUGUCCGGAAACACUGGUAGAGAUUGUCUCCGACAAUGGACCAGCAUUCGUCAAGGCGCUCGACCAGCUAGCAAAGAAGUACCACGCUCUGUUCAAGGCAGUUGACGGAGAUCAGGCCAAGUGGAAUUGUGCAGCUCAUUUUGUAUUCUGGGCUGAUUGCAUUACUGUUCGGCGCCGAAUGGGUUGCUCGCCAUACUUCGCAGUGACUGGAACCCAUCCCCUCCUUCCCCUCGACAUUGCCAAAGCCACCUACCUCCUGCCACUGCCAACCACAACCCUCAGCACCACCGACCUCAUCGCCCGACAUGCCAUUGCCUUGCAGAAACACCGAUCAGACCUUGCCCACCUUCGCAGCUUGGUAGUCGGCACCCAAGUCCCGGCCGCCAUCCAAUUUGAACAACAGCAUUUGGCCACCCUUUGCGACUUCAAUUUCUACCAAGGCUUGCUUGUCCUGAUGCGCAACACAGCCAUAGAAAAGGCACUCAAUCAGAAGAUGCAUCCACAGUAUUUAGGGCCAUUGCUAGUAAUUUCUAGGAAUCGGGGAGGAGCAUAUAUUUUGGCCAAACUCGACGGAUCAGUUUUUGAUCGGCCAGUUGCAGCAUUCCGCAUUAUUCCUUAUUUUGCUUGCAGGUCUCUGAAGCUCGCUGACCUUGAAGCCCUCCUCGACAUCUCGCAGGAACACCUUUAG
Heterobasidion irregulare TC 32-1 is the source of this 1200-nucleotide messenger RNA. RefSeq lists its product as uncharacterized. Bases 1 to 1200 code for a protein of 399 amino acids. The record is from RefSeq and is a predicted model, not a curated record. NCBI's taxonomy places the organism in Eukaryota, Fungi, Basidiomycota, Agaricomycetes, Russulales, Bondarzewiaceae. The transcript has 4 exons.